Messenger RNA from Rotaria sp. Silwood1, 495 nucleotides. The record is from the annotation of a GenBank genome assembly. Lineage: Eukaryota; Metazoa; Rotifera; Eurotatoria; Philodinida; Philodinidae.
AUGAAAUUGUAUCAACAUUCAACACAAUGUCCAAUGGCUAUUCAAUGGUUUCUUGAUGAAAAUCCUGAUUAUUGGCCUUUUAUUCCAACAAAACUCACUCCAAUGCAAGUACAAACAAAAGAAGAAAUAGAGGAUACCGCUCUAUUUACUUAUGCUAAUGAUGUGCCUCCACCACCACCCAAUUAUAUAUUUACUUAUGAACAAAAACUAGCUAUUGACCGUUUUUUUCAUGAAAAAAAAUAUUUAAAUUCCCCAAAUGAUCGUCUUGACUUAUAUCAUGCUGCUAUUAUUGCUGUAUUGCCACAAAAUACGUCUGAUCGCUUACGACGAUUCAUUGAAGCUUUAUUUAUUACACAUGCUGAAACAAAACUUAACAGUAUUGGUCAUAUGGAUGAGUUCAUAUUCUCAAACGACUUACAAGAAACUUCUUCGAUGAAUAAUGUUGAAUGGUGUCACAAUCUUAUUCGUCGGAGCAAUGAAGCUUCAAAGAAUUGA